Messenger RNA from Ostertagia ostertagi, 565 nucleotides. The record is from the annotation of a GenBank genome assembly. NCBI's taxonomy places the organism in Eukaryota, Metazoa, Nematoda, Chromadorea, Rhabditida, Trichostrongylidae.
AGGAGAAUGGACGCAGGGUCAGAAGGGACGGUACGGGGUACGGAAUUCGGCCACCUCCCAAGCCAGAUACCAAGGCACGUGGUCAGGCGGAUACCACGACGGUUACGGCACGGAGAUCUACGUGGAUGGUGGCAACUAUCAGGGCCAAUGGUUACGUGGCUUACGACACGGCUACGGUACUCGACGUAGCGCCACGCAUGGCCAGGCGGCUAAACUUCGGCCCAAGUCACAUACGCAUGCCUCCCUGACGAGUUUACGAAGUGGUCGAGGUGACGAGGAGAAUGAAGACGACGAAGAAAAAGAACAUCAAAAUGGGCGAAGUGGAUUUGUAUUGAAGGCAAACAGUAAUGCACCAGCAAGGCGGAGGAGGUCGUUAUCGGAACGAUCACUUGCCGUCAAACGAACGCUCCUAUCCGGACUUCGGAUAAAGAAGCAGCACUCGACGGGCGACAUUCAUCAACGAGUCACAAGUACGACCGGAAGCCUUCGAUCCAGUGGCAGCACGAUGAGUUGCACUUCUGAAGAUUCCCUUCACCAUCAUCACAAGUCCUACACUAGCGCUGAG